This is a messenger RNA of Micropterus dolomieu (smallmouth bass), 3738 nucleotides long. RefSeq names its product zinc finger E-box-binding homeobox 1. The transcript has 3 exons. The record is from RefSeq and is a predicted model, not a curated record. Gene Ontology annotation, cellular component: nucleus. Gene Ontology annotation, biological process: regulation of transcription by RNA polymerase II. Gene Ontology annotation, molecular function: DNA-binding transcription factor activity, RNA polymerase II-specific; RNA polymerase II transcription regulatory region sequence-specific DNA binding. NCBI's taxonomy places the organism in Eukaryota, Metazoa, Chordata, Actinopteri, Centrarchiformes, Centrarchidae. Bases 111 to 2957 code for a protein of 948 amino acids.
UUGACCCCUCCCUCCCUCGGCAUUCGCAGCAUCACCCUUUACACUGCACAGUCAUAUUUGGUCCUCCGGAAAUAUCCACAGCACGGAAAUAUAAAUGGGUAUGCCACAAAAUGGAUUCUCAGUUGGCUUCAGUCCUGACCAGUGGCAGCCUGGAUGUCCAAAAUGGCAGCCAGUGUGCAGAGGGAUCAGGGCCAGUGACAGAGGUUUUUUUGGACCCAAAGGAAAAAAACUCCCCCAGUACUGUACCAGGUAACCUCCAGCCAUGCCCAGUCAAAGCAGCAGUGACCAUCAGGCCAGAUGCUGUAUCAAUCAAUGGGAAAAAGCCAGAGGUGGGCGGGACUUCUAAGCCAGCCUCUCAGGAAACAAGCAAGAUUGGUGGGUUCAGACAGCCAAUUACAGUAAAGGCUGGAGUGCCCGUCUUGCGUAGCCGACCAAUCAGACUCAAAAUUGUUGUUCCCCCGCGGUGCAAGAGGCCAAUCACAAACUCUGCCAUCAGCCUGACCAAAGACUUUGCGCGCUCACAUUUAAGAAGAUCUGUUUCGGUCUCAGCUGGAGCAGUGGUCCUAGAAAAAAACAUAAGUAAAAUCCAAAAAUCUACUGUUAAGAAUGGAAAAGAUAAUAAGGAAGCUACUUGUGAAAAGACUAGGGAAGCCAAACCAGAAUCAUUCCCUAAGACAGAGGCAGAUAGGGGGGAAGACGUGUGCAAAGAGAGAGAUGUUUUGGGUACUAAAGUCAUGCACAAAGAUGGUUUCGAAACUCCUUUCAUCUUUAGCACUAAUACAGUACAAAUACUGAGCCAGCAAAGAAUUAAAGAGGAAACUACAGAGAGAGAUAUUGAGGAAAAUAUUCCUAUAAUCUUGCAAGAAAUGGACUUGAAGUCUUGUAAAAUGUUUGAUGAAGCUAGGAUGGAGGAACAGACACAACCACUGGAUCUGAGUUUGCCUAAGAAGAGAGAGAGUCGAGAGAGGAGGUGUGGACGCUUCCUGGAUGAUUCUGGCUGUGAGAGCUCGCUGAUUAUGGAGGUAGAUGAAUAUGAGGGAGAAGGAGACCGAGACAUAGUGGAAGAGGAUGAUGACGGUGUAGAAGAGGGCUCUGUGCUGCGUAGGGACGGCAUAGAUACGUUUGAAGACUCUCUCCUGUCUCCCUCUUUCUUUUCUACCUCUGUCUUUACCUCUCUCUCCUCGAUAGACUGUGACACCGAACACCUUCUUCUCAUAGACGACCAGGGAAUCCCGUAUACACUCAGUCCAGACGGACUCAAAGUGCCGCAAGUCGAUGCAUCCACAUCUGAGGAUCCCCAGUCAGAUCAGACUAAUUCAGCAAAGGGAGAAGGAACGGAGUCACUACAGUUGGCCACAUUAGCAGACCCUAGCUGCAGCCAAAGUUUAGAUAAUGCACUAAAUGCACCUUCGGAUCAUCUUGACCCCUCACCAGCCCCUGCUACUGAUUCUCUGUCAUUCGAUGUCGAUCAGACAAAGACUCCAGAAGUCUUCACAAGUUUGAUUGCAAACUCAGACCCCUCUAAGGCUGCAGAGCCAAUGGUUAAAUCUGUUCAGGAGGCUAAUUCUGUUCUGUCUGCUUCCUCUGGGAUAUCAGUCCCCACCCAGCCGAUUCAGAUCCUCACAAACCCUUCUACUAACGCUCCUAUUCUCCUCCUGUCAUCCUCCUCUUCCUCUCCUCAGCUCUCCUCAGGUCCGUUGGGUCUCACACUUCCCCUGUCAGUUACUCAGACCUCACCUGGUGCUUCUGCCCCCAUGUUUCUUCUCCUGUCAUCUGUACCCUCUUCCUCUGGUGACUCAGCCUCUACCUCCACUCCUAUCGCUGUCCUCGACCCCUCGACUGGUCAGUUGUCCCAGAUCACAGCAGCCUCGGCCCCGCUUUCCCUCCCUCUGUCCUCUGGUCAGGUCAGCACACUGGGAUCACCUCUGCCCACGUUGUCUCACCCCGUCAUCAGACUGAGUCCCAAUAACCCACCUGUCAUCCUGUCAGGAGUGAAUAAUGUAAACUCUGGCUCAGUUCUCAGCUCUCUUAUUGUCCGUUCAUCCUCUCCUGCACUUCAAAACGAACACCGCAGCGCGACCCCCCCCCCUCACUCUCUAAUCAGCUCCUCCGAUUCAAACCCCGGAAGUGAAGCCAUAUCUGCUGAACAGGUCUCAAAUGAAAACAACAAGCCAUCAGCUUUCACAGCAUCCUCUCCUCACCCACAGUCUGCUAGUUUGACCCACGACCCCCUAGGUCAGGCCAGCUCAGAGGUACAAUCACCAGCUUCAGAGUCAAGAUUUGACCCGUCUGACCUGCACUCGCAACAUUUACCUCUGGAUGACCAUCUUUACUUCUCCAACGCUACUGCUCCUCCCUCCCCUCCCAUUGGACCCAUUCUCUCCUCUGGUAAACUCGAGCCCCUCGACCCGCUGGAUCCCCUCUCACCAGCGGGCUCACCCAACAACUUGGGCCCUCGCAGGGUGCUCUACUGCCAGCUGUGUCCGCGGGUCUUCUUUUAUCUCUCUGACCUUGAGCGCCACGCCAUCACUCACUCGCAGAAGAAGCCUCACGUCUGCCAGCAGUGUGGCAAAGCCUUCAAACGCUCCAGCCAUCUGCAGAGACACAAGCACAUCCACACAGGCCAGAGGAACUUUGUGUGCCCCAUCUGCGCCAAACGCUUCAGGGAGGCCGGUGAGCUCCAGCGCCACCAAAGGGUCCACACUGGAGAGAAACCCUACCAGUGCCAACUUUGCCACACGCGCUUUGCAGAGCGCAACACGCUACGCCGACACACCAAACGCAAACACCCUUACCACCAAGUAGCCAUGGAAAUGCUGAACGAGAGAAGACGAGGCGGCCGAGGAGACGAGGGCGACGGUGGCGGAUCCGGAGUGCAGGAGGAAGAAGAGAGUGCUGAAUGGUACAGCUCCACUGUGUCUAAUUUGGAUAACUCAGAGUCUGAGGUGGAAACUUAAAGAGUUGUCUGCUCACAGUCUCCAAAUUGAAGGGGAAAGGAGGAAGGAGAUUGACAGCGUAAUUAUAUGUAACUCUGGUUAAGACACUAAACUUUCCUCAUUAAUUAACAUUCAAAAAAGGGAGCACUUGCAAUAUUUAUUUAAAUGUUUUAAAGGUAAUUUAUUUAUAUGAAUAUAUAUUAUUCCCAUUCCAUUUAAUGUUCCAACAAUACAGCCUUCAAAGUCAUAAAUGAUUUUGAUAUUGUCUUUCCUGUAUGAGAAACAUUUUUAUGAAUGGUAUUGCUUAUAUGAAAGGGAAAGCUCAUGCUUGGAGUCAUGGCUUUUAUGUGAGUUCAAAAUAUGAAUCAGACUGCUAAUACGAGGUUCCCAUGCUACACAUGAUAAACACCCUCAAGUGCUCAGAAAAGAAAGAACAAGAAGGACAACUUAUUUACUCUAAUUAAAUCUGUGCUGUAGUUGUAUAUAUAAAGAGUACUAUUUGUAAAAGCUCCACUUCUGCACUAUCUUAUCUGAAAGAUGUAAUUAUCUUUCUUACUGUCAGAGACACUGUGAGUUAUUUGCACUUGUUUGUAUUUAACUAAAUAUUCACUUUUUUUACAUUGUGAAGGAACAUACUUACUUUUUCUUGUGUUGCAGCUUUUGAUUUCAUGUAAUUAAUUCAUAUCAUGUGAUACUUUGACCAAAUGUUUUGAGUUACUCUAACACUUAACACUAUAUUAUGAUAUCUUUGUUUUAAUGUAAAUUAUGUUAACUUAUUUGAAUUAAAUUCUGUCAACUGUAA